Molecule: messenger RNA, 1155 nt
Organism: Closterium sp. NIES-65
Lineage: Eukaryota; Viridiplantae; Streptophyta; Zygnematophyceae; Desmidiales; Closteriaceae
Source: the annotation of a GenBank genome assembly
AUGGCACCCGCCAGCUCCUCGUGGCUGCUUGAUGCCGUCAUUCGUCCCUCGCUCUCCGCCGUCCUUCCAACGGACCUCCCCGUUUCCCUCCGUCAUUCCCUCCUUCCUCUCUCCGACUCUCCGUAUUUCACGGCGGCUGUGACGCUCGCCGAGAGGACGCAUCAGCAGCUGCACGACGCCGGAUUGGCCUUUCAGAGCAUCCCCUUCGAUUUAAUCAUAGUUGGCCACGCGCUUGCCACAUCAGCAGCUGUGCGGAUGCCCCUGCUGCGACGCCAUUGGCUGCUGUGCUUCUGGGCGGCGUUCUUCACCGGAUAUGGCGGAGGAACGCUCACCUCCCUCCUCCUGCAUGUGCGUGCCUCACUCUGCAUGUGCUUGCUGAGGGUUAUUGGUGAUCACUUUGUGUGGCUCCGCAACGACUCCGUCCUCCUGCUCUUCGCCCUCUGCUGGUGGGUCAUCACAUAUUCCCCAUACGACGUGGGGAGUCGCCUGUACGCCCUCACGCCUGUCAAGCUGGUAGCGCGGGUGGCAGCAAGCAUAGCGCGCACAGGCGUCGUCAUUUCCAGAAUUGACAGGGCAGUUGGGCUGUUUGGGAAGCAUGCACUGGUUGCUCCAGUCUUCAUUGGUACUCUCGCAGGCUGUGGGGGCCGCCUCAUCUUGGACCUCGUUCUCGCCCUCCUCACUGCAUCACCUCCCUCGCGCUCUGAGCUGCUCUACCCUUCCUGGCUCUCCCGCUCGGCAUGCAUAAUGGCAGUGGGCUACACUCUAGCCGUCCACUGGGCUGCCUGCUGCACCUCCCAGGCUGCCUUUGCUGCCAUCGCCUCCCUCCUCAUGGCCCACAGCGCAUGGGAGGUCAUUUCAGGCUCGCCUUGGGACCCCACUGCACCGCUCUCCACCCUCUUCCACUCCCUGCUGUGCAUCCCACUCGCUCCUGCCACCCUCCCAUCACCCAAGCCGUCCACCACCACUCCAUCACCCGCUCACCCACUUCCCCAUCCUCCAACCCAACUCAACGGCCACAGCAGCAGCAGCAAAGGGCAGGGUGCAUCUCAGGGCAUACAGCAGCAGAGGCGAGGGGAGGGGGAGAGCAGCAGUCGGUUCGAGAGCACGCCUGUGGGAGGCAAGGCUGCCCGGCACCGGAAGCCUCAGCGCGCGUGA